This is a messenger RNA of Lachancea sp. 'fantastica', 1404 nucleotides long. NCBI's taxonomy places the organism in Eukaryota, Fungi, Ascomycota, Saccharomycetes, Saccharomycetales, Saccharomycetaceae. The record is from the annotation of a GenBank genome assembly.
AUGGCCUCGAGUGCAUACGAACUGCCUGGAUUACGGCUCAAGAGACAGUUCGACGAGCUAACGGAUGGCGUGCGGUGCGCAAGAGUGAAAAGCAGAAUAGGACGACCCGGUCAAAUAAUGCGUGUGAGUGGAAGUGGAAGUAGAAGUGUAAGUGCAGCAAGUGUGAACAGUGCGAAUGGUAGCGUGAAUAGUGUGACACCGUCGAUGAGUUCGGUUCUGUCGCAGCUAAAAUCUCAAAGAGAGCUGUCGUCAACGUCGUCCUGGAGCAGCGACCAGAAUUACAGUACAGCUACGUUGUCGCUGGAGGCACGGUGCGAGUUGAGUGAUAGUCGAUUUGGCAGCGUCGGGUCGCCUGGAUCCGUGUCAACGGUGUCGUCCGGUUCGUCGUCGUUUUCAUCGUCUUCGUUGUCGAUGUCGACGACGUCCGGCCUGGCUACCAGCACCACACACAACCAUCCACUGAGCAGUUUACAACAAAACAGCUGCAACUGCAACGGCAACAACACAGUCGCUGCAAACACCACACCCGUUCCGCGAUUGAAGUUGGUGAACCCGCAAGAUGUGGAUCUUACAGACCACUAUGUGUCGGCAGAACUGCUGCAACAACGCUACACACCGGUGUACCAGCGUCCCAAGCGCAAAGAGUAUCGCUCGCCUCCUCCACAACCCCGUCGCACAUCUGUGGAACUCACCAUCGACCCAAACACCAACAUCGGCACCGCCCAGUACCUGGAAAGACGUCGCAGACCGUCUUCCUGCCCGCUUUACGAUUCCAACGUAGUUGAACUAGAAAACUGGCCCAAGAAACAUCGCAACCAUCAUCAGACUCAAGAAACUCCUACGCGGUCAAACUUGACCUGUCGCACGACGUCCUCGUCGGUGCCCAACCGACGCAUACGACAACAGACGUUCAAUCCCAACUUCCUCAAACUGUACGCCAUGGAAACUACAGCCAAAACCAACAAUCUCAUACCGGAUCUCAACGUCGACGAGCAGGUGUUGCGGAGGUUGAGCUACCGCGACAUCUGGAACUUGGAAAUACCAGCGUCUUCGCAAGCGCAUGGCGUCAGCGUACGCGAUAUCAAGCUGGCGCUCAUCACUCGCAAGAAACUAUGGUCCGAUAUGAUGUGCGAGCCUCGCCAGGACCUACACGGGGACCAUGCGCCUUGGAACAUGAAGUUUGUCGUUGUUGAACCUCCCGAAGGUUCUCAAUCGACCUCAGAACCCACCACCAGGUCCCUGGUGCGAGUCAACUCCGAUAUCAAGCCCUGGAUUGGACCCUGUUCAAACCAAAUGCUACGACCAUCUGGGAAACUAAAACUUACACGAUCAAGACCCAAUCAACCGCUUCGAGAAGUGCAGUACGUGGUGAAGGGUUGGUGCGACGCACGGUUUCGGACGUAA